This is a messenger RNA of Scleropages formosus (Asian bonytongue), 1327 nucleotides long. Its product is annotated as melanocyte-stimulating hormone receptor-like. The transcript has a single exon. Lineage: Eukaryota; Metazoa; Chordata; Actinopteri; Osteoglossiformes; Osteoglossidae. Bases 350 to 1270 code for a protein of 306 amino acids. Gene Ontology annotation, cellular component: membrane. The record is from RefSeq and is a predicted model, not a curated record. Gene Ontology annotation, biological process: G protein-coupled receptor signaling pathway. Gene Ontology annotation, molecular function: melanocyte-stimulating hormone receptor activity.
CCGGGACACGGUCAUUUUAUUACUACGGUGUGCUUUUUGCUGUUACAUCUACUUCUCGGCUGUCUGAGUUCAUCGCGCGCCAGCUGCUGCGCGUGGACUGUAUCCUGGACAUGUCACGUCCGACCAACGUGAACGUCCACAGAAGAAGGGACAUUCUUCUCUCCUGCAGCGACCCGCCGUGUCACGGAUACUGACUUCUCAUCGGAACUGAUCACACACCUUCCGCAUUCAGUCCGCUUUGGCCAGUUUUUGGAUGUCUCGAUGUUUUAAUCGAGUCGUUUUCUUGCUGGGGUAGCACGUGGAAGCCACACCGGCAACGACGCCCGCUCUGCGCUCUCCGACCACCGGCAUGUGCGCCUCGGAGAAUCACAGCGACGUGUCGGCCGCGCGCGCCAACGGCUCCACGUGCGCGCAGGUGAUCAUCCCGCACGAGGUGUUCCUGACCCUGGGCUUGGUCAGUCUACUCGAGAACGUGCUGGUCGUGUGGGCCAUCGUGAGGAACAGGAACCUGCACUCCCCCAUGUACUGCUUCAUCUGCUGCCUGGCUAUCUCGGACAUGCUCGUGAGCGCGAGCAACGUGCUCGAGACGCUCGUCAUGCUGCUCACCGAGCACGCGCUGCUGGCCUUCCGGCCGCGCCUGCUACAGCACCUGGACGACGUGAUAGACAUCUUGAUCUGCAGCUCCGUGCUUUCCUCGCUCUCCUUCCUGUGCGCCAUCGCGGCCGAUCGCUACAUCACCAUAUUCUAUGCGCUGCGCUACCACAGCAUCGUGACCGCGCAGCGCGCCGCAGUCGUGAUCGCGAGCAUCUGGACGGUGAGCGCCGUUUCCAGCACUCUCUUCAUCCUCUACCACACGGACGUGGCCGUGAUCGUGUGCCUCGUGGCCUUUUUCUGCUUCACGCUGGCGUUCACCGCCGCGCUGUACCUGCGCAUGUUCCUGCUGGCGCACGUGCACUCGCGGCGCGCGCCCCUCUCCCGCAAGAGCCGCCGCCAGGCGACGAGCGUGAAGGGCGCCGUCACGCUGAGCAUCCUGCUGGGCGUCUUCGUCGCGUGCUGGGGCCCCUUCUUCCUGCACCUCGUGCUCAUCCUCGCGUGCCCCGCAAGCCCGCGCUGCGCGUGCUUCUUCGGCCACUUCCAACUCUUCCUUGUCCUCAUCAUCCUCAACUCGCUCAUAGACCCCGUCAUCUACGCGUACCGCAGCCGCGAGCUGCGCAGGACCCUGAAGGAGCUCGUGCUCCACACCUGCUACUUCCCCGUGUCCGCGCGGUGAUGCGCCGCUGCGCGCGGAGGAUGGGCACGCGGACCACGUCCAACGCGCUUCGGAAGC